Messenger RNA from Paramecium sonneborni, 576 nucleotides. NCBI's taxonomy places the organism in Eukaryota, Ciliophora, Oligohymenophorea, Peniculida, Parameciidae. The record is from the annotation of a GenBank genome assembly.
AUGGAAAUAAGUUUGGAAUAGAUAUCAAAUAAUAAAUUUGUAAAAAGUGGAAAUAUUAUAAUAAUAGGGAAAAUGUAGUAUGAUAAUAAAAAUAAAACGAGAGAUAGGAAAUUAAGUAAUAUAAAAUAGAGAAGAAGUAGUAGGUAGAUUAAAAUAAGAUUUAUGAUUAAAUUGUAAAAGAGAUAUUAAUAAUGAAGAGAAGAUAUAGGUUGUAUUGAAUUCAGAUAGGAGUGUGAGAUGAGAUGAAUUAAUUAUACUAGUUUUGUAUAUAUUUGUAUAAAAUAAGGAAAUUAAUUAAAUCAUUUAAUUAAAAAAUUAGAUAAGCACAUAUUAUGGAUUCAACUAAGGAAAGAGUAGAAGGUACAAGAGCCACAGUGAUUGAAAUAAUAGGAAGAACAGGUAGAAUAUUUGAAUAUUGAAUGCAGGUUCUAGAGGUGGAAUUACAUAGGUUAAGGUUCAAUUGGUUGGCUAAUAAAGAACAUUAAUUAGAAAUGUAAUGGGACCAGUGAGAAAAGGUGAUACAUUGGAAUUAAUGGAAUGUGAAAGAGAAGCCAGAAGAUUAAGAUGAUCUAAAGU